Caenorhabditis briggsae is the source of this 939-nucleotide messenger RNA. NCBI's taxonomy places the organism in Eukaryota, Metazoa, Nematoda, Chromadorea, Rhabditida, Rhabditidae. The transcript is spliced from 6 exons. The coding region runs from base 1 to 939 and encodes 312 amino acids. The record is from RefSeq and is a predicted model, not a curated record.
AUGAAAAAAAAAUUUAUAUUUCUAAUUCCCUUAUUCACACUUAUUGUGGUGGUUUCCACCACCACGUGUCCACAUUCUGUGAAUUCCAGAAUUCAGGAAUGUGUGCAGCCGGUUGCCGAGUAUGCGAAAGUUUUGAAUAAUCAGGAUUCUCGAACUUCUGGAACUGAAUUCGGAAGUGCGUUUUCUCUACCCAAUAUGGGUGGACGAGUAUUCAAUGAACUGUGCAGACUAAUCGCCAAAUUCAACAGUUGCGUCCGUGACUACCGUAGUACAUGUCCCAGACAUGUCACUAUUUCUCUCAUCGAUUCUUCGUAUGGAUAUCUGUGUAAUGAAGGCUAUAAUACAUUCAUGGAAUCGGCGGAGUGUCUCAUGGAGUUGGAUAGAAAGCCAUCUGUAAAACGAUGUCACGAUGAGACUUUAAAGGAAAUCGAAUCUGCAAAUACAGAGUCUGGAGUUUCAAUGCCUGCAAAAGUUGAUAGGAUGUGUGGAGCGCUGAACUUCUUCUCGGGAUGCGUACGAACGCCUAUCAAGCAGGAUUGUGGAUUUUCAGCGUGGCAGGUCAUCUACCGUGUUCUCAAAGACACCACCAACACUCUGAUGCCAGCUUGCCAAUUCACUGGAACCUCUCAAAAAUUGGCGUCAUUUCAAAAAGAGAACAAUAUCACAAGCACUACAGUAAUCCCAACGACUACAGUGCUCCCCACAAAGACUACAAAGACAACACUACAAACUACUACAAGAACUACAAAAGUUGUAGUUCAGGAGGAUGAGGAAGAAGAAGACGAUGAAGAAGAAAUCGAUUUGGAAUUUCAGGAAAAACUGAAUCAAAAGAAGAAAAUGAGAAAAAUCCAAUCGGCUGAGCUAACUGAUUCUUCGAAUUCCCGAAAUUUGAAAUUAUCGAUUUUUUGCCUAGUUUUAGGCUACUUGAUGCUUUUUUGA